AGAGAGCGCGCGCGCGCGCACGUCCGCCCAUGUACAGCCCCACCCACCCGCAGAGCGCGCCCCCGGCGGUCAUGGAUCGCUGCGGGCCCGGGCUGGGCUACGAGGAGCCGGCGGAGCGGGCGCGGCAGCAGGAGCGGCACUACCAGCUCCUGUCCGAGCUGCAGGCGCUGGUGAAGGGGCUGCCCAGCCCCUGCCAGCAGCGCUUGUCUUACACCAUCCUCAGUGACCUGGCGCUGGCGCUCAUCGAUGGCACCGUCUUCGAGAUCGUCCAGGGCCUGCUGGAGAUCCAGCACCUGACGGAGAAAAACCUCUACAACCAACGGCUGAAGCUGCAGAGCGAGCACCGGGGUGAGGCCCCCGCAGCGCCGAGCCCCUCCAGCCCGAGCCCUCUCCCGCCUCCUCCUAGUAAACCGUCUUUUAGUCCCUUGCUUUGCAGCCCCGCUGCUCGGCGCUGCACACGGAGAACAGGUGAAGUCAGAUUGUCCCGAGAGUAACAGCUGUGGCCCGGGGUGAAACCAGCCUCUCGCAGCCUGAUCGAAAGGGCUGGCGGCCCCAGGACAGGAAGCAGCAGUGGCCAACCAGUAGAUAUAACAUCACUGAGUGUGUGCUUUUGGCAGUGAUGUUGGGAGCAUGUCUCCAGUCCUUGUCAGUGUGUGUGUACGGCUGCGCUGCAGAACCAAUGCUCUUGUGCAGCUUGAAGAAUUAAUAAAAUUCCCCAGUGGAAAGUGAGCUACAUUAGUGGCUGCAUUU
This is a messenger RNA of Chelonoidis abingdonii (Abingdon island giant tortoise), 750 nucleotides long. RefSeq names its product protein DGCR6-like. The record is from RefSeq and is a predicted model, not a curated record. Lineage: Eukaryota; Metazoa; Chordata; Testudines; Testudinidae.